Messenger RNA from Pyricularia pennisetigena, 1560 nucleotides. RefSeq lists its product as uncharacterized. NCBI's taxonomy places the organism in Eukaryota, Fungi, Ascomycota, Sordariomycetes, Magnaporthales, Pyriculariaceae. The record is from RefSeq and is a predicted model, not a curated record. The coding region runs from base 1 to 1560 and encodes 519 amino acids. The transcript is spliced from 3 exons. Gene Ontology annotation, molecular function: protein binding.
AUGUCGUUCUUCAAAAAGCUCCAAAAGGAGUUUGAGGACCUGAAUCUAUUCGACAAGAAGAAAGAAGAGCCUCAACCGGCUGCCGACACGGCCACCAAGCCUGCCGACAACCACGGCUCACCGGCGCCCCAGCAGCAGCAGCAGCAGCAGCAGCAGCAACAGCCGCCCUACGGCCAACAACCGCCCUAUGGCCAACAACCAUACCAGCAGCAGCCCUACGGCCAGCCUCCCCAGCAGUAUGGCAGCCCUCAGCCUAGCGGCUACGGAGCGGCCCCCCCUCCCCCUCCCCAGCAGCAGCCCACUCCUCCCGGCCAGCCUCAACUCCCGCCCGGCUGGGCCUCGCACUGGGACCCUGCCUCCCAGCGCUACUACUACGUAGAGACCGCCACCGGCAAGACCCAGUGGGAAGCUCCGGCCGCUCCUCCUCCCCCUCCCCCUCCCCCACCCGCGAGCAAUCCCGCCUCUCCGCCCGUGCCGUCCGGACAACCUGGCGCGCCUCCCCCGAUCCCGCAAAGCAGCUACCCGGGCUCUCCGUCGCCCGCCCCUGGUGGAGACGGCACGCGGUCCGUCGGCGGCCCUCCCGGCGGUGCGCCCCCUUACGGAUCUCCCCAACCGGGAGCUGCCAACGGCGGAGCUCCUCCGCAGGGCGCCGCAUCCGGCUACUUUGGCGGCGCUCCAGCUCCCGGCGGCGCCCCGUCCUACGGCUCGCCUGCCCCUGGUGCUGCCUACACCUCCCCACCCCCGGGCGCGCCGUACGGUUCGCCGUACGGCCAGCCGUCACCUUACGGUCAGCAGCAAUCGCCAUAUGGUCAGCAGCAAUCGCCCUACGGUCAGCAACAAUCGCCAUAUGGCCAGCAGCCACCCUACGGCCAGCAGCAGUCGCCAUAUGGCCAGCAGCCACCCUACGGCCAGCAGCCCUACGGCGCCGCCCCUCCCACGCACCCGUACGGACAGGAUGCCACCAAGGACCCCAAGACGGGCAAGAAAGCCGGCAGCAGCGGCAUGCUCCUCGGCGUUGCGGGUGGUCUAGCCGCCGGUGCCGUCGGUGGAGCACUGCUGAACCAUGCUCUGAGUGGCCCCGACUCGGACGACGAAAAGGAAAAGGCCGCUGCAGCCGCCGCCGCCGCCCCCCCAGCAGCCGCCGCCGCAGCCGCAGCCGCCCCGGUAGCCGCUGCAGAAGCCCCAGUAGCCGCCGCAGAAGCCCCAGUAGCCGCCGCCGCUCCCGUAGCCGCCGCAGAGCCACCACCGCCGCAAAUCAUCAACAACUACUACUACGACACGCCGCCGCCGCCUCAGCCCGCGGCCGAGCAAGACGAGAUGCCGCCGGCGGUGCUGGGCGCGUACGACGAGAACGGCAAUCGUGUGUCGGACAGCGACCGCGAGGAGGUGCGGGAGGCGCGCGAGCGGUACGAGGAGGCCCUCGCCGAGGCGGCCGACUCGGACGCCAGCAGCAGCGAGCAGGAGGAGCUCGAGGAGGCGAGGCAGGAGUACAUUGAGCAGUACGAGGAGCAUUACGGAGGUGGUGAUGAUGACGAUGGUGGUUAUGACGACGACGAAUAA